ACUCCCAGGGCGCAGUGCGAGAUGGGUUGGAGGACCGUGCUAGAGUGCGCGCCACCGAGGUCAAGGGCUCGCAGACCCUAAGGAAGCUGGAGCGAGUAUGCUGCGAAGUGGUUACCUGCUCUUGGGAGCGCAACUGGGCCGCCUGCGCGGUGGUCUCCUGGCCCCAGCCGAGAGUGGCCGCCGGAGCUUGACCUCCUGCAUCGAUCCUUCCAUAGGUCUAAAUGAAGAGCAGAAAGAAUUUCAGAAAGUGGCCUUUGCCUUUGCUGCCCAGGAGAUGGCGCCAAAUAUGGCAGAGUGGGACCAGAAGGAGCUCUUCCCAGUGGAUGUGAUGCGGAAGGCAGCCCAGCUAGGCUUUGGGGGUGUCUACGUACGAACCGACGUAGGUGGUGCUGGACUGUCACGGCUUGAUACCUCUGUCAUCUUUGAAGCCUUGGCUACAGGCUGUACCAGCACCACAGCCUACAUAAGCAUCCACAACAUGUGUGCCUGGAUGAUUGAUACCUUUGGAAAUGAGGAACAGAGACACAAAUUUUGCCCACCACUUUGUACCAUGGAGAAGUUUGCUUCCUACUGCCUUACUGAACCAGGAAGUGGAAGUGACGCUGCAUCCCUUCUGACAUCAGCUAAACGACAAGGAGAUCAUUAUGUCCUCAAUGGCUCCAAGGCCUUCAUCAGUGGUGGAGGUGAGUCAGACACCUAUGUGGUCAUGUGCCGAACAGGGGGACCUGGCCCCAAAGGCAUCUCAUGCAUAGUUGUUGAGAAGGGAACCCCUGGCCUCACCUUUGGCAAGAAGGAAAAAAAGGUCGGGUGGAACUCACAGCCAACCCGAGCUGUGAUCUUCGAAGACUGUGCUGUCCCUGUGACCAACAGAAUUGGGAAUGAGGGGCAGGGCUUCCUCAUUGCCAUGAAAGGAUUGAACGGAGGCCGGAUCAAUGUUGCUUCCUGCUCUCUGGGGGCUGCGCACGCCUCCGUUGUCCUCACCAGAGACCACCUAAAUGUCCGGAAGCAGUUUGGAGAGCCUCUGGCUAGUAACCAGUACCUGCAAUUCAAACUGGCUGACAUGGCAACAAGGCUGGUGGCCUCACGGCUGAUGAUCCGCCACGCAGCAGUGGCUCUGCAGGAGGAGCGGGAGGAUGCAGUGGCGCUGUGCUCCAUGGCUAAACUUUUUGCUACGGAUGAAUGCUUUACUAUCUGCAACCAGGCCUUACAGAUGCAUGGAGGCUACGGCUAUCUGAAGGACUAUGCUGUUCAGCAGUACGUGCGGGACUCUCGGGUCCAUCAAAUCCUGGAAGGUAGCAAUGAAGUGAUGAGGAUGUUGAUCUCUCGAAGCCUGCUUCAGGAGUAGCCCACACAUCUCAUGUUCCCACUUGCUGCUCCAUGUGCAGCUCCAGUAGGUAUGAGUGGUUCCACCUGCACUGUUCUGUGACAUGUGGAUCAUGGAUGAGGUGGAAGAGGUGAACUCUUCCCUCUGUGUCUUUGCAGCAGCAUAAGCUUGGGGACAGGACAGAGUCCUCCGUAGAACUGGGGGAACUGCCUGGCUGAUAUCACACGAAGGCACACUACUUGUUUUCCUGCUUCAGAAAGGCCACAGUGAAGAUUCACCACCAAAACCAAGUCCUGUUUUGGCUAUAGAUUGUCUUGAUUUGUCUGCAUUUUCUUGGUUCACCAAGUCCCUCUUCCAGAGGUUGGGGUACUUCCUUUGUGGGCUGUAAAGCAAAAGUACGGGACAAGAGAGCGGAGGCCAUUCUGUCUUUCUCUGUCCUCUGUUCCUUAGCUAGCACUGCAGAAUUUGUCAACCACACUUCCGCUAGAACACUCCUCAGACUGAAAUCAUGAUAAAAUUAGUCUUUGGGAAACCUCCACUCUUACACAGUGAUGUGGGAUGUAUCUCCAUUUCUGGACCACCUGGGUAUCAAGGGCUGAGAUUAUUUGGAACUUUGAAUAUUUAUUGUUGUUUUAUUUGUGGAAGCUGUGGCCUGGGAAUGGUGUUCAGAGUUUCUAUGCAAUUCUUCAUGAUCAGAACUUUGAGUAUAUUUUCUUCUGAGUUUUUGUUUUCUGUUUUGAAGUUCUCUUUUUAAAGAU
Condylura cristata (star-nosed mole) is the source of this 2082-nucleotide messenger RNA. RefSeq names its product acyl-CoA dehydrogenase family, member 8 (gene ACAD8). Lineage: Eukaryota; Metazoa; Chordata; Mammalia; Eulipotyphla; Talpidae. The record is from RefSeq and is a predicted model, not a curated record. The transcript is spliced from 11 exons. Gene Ontology annotation, molecular function: flavin adenine dinucleotide binding; acyl-CoA dehydrogenase activity. Gene Ontology annotation, biological process: lipid metabolic process. Bases 98 to 1345 code for a protein of 415 amino acids.